Rhagoletis pomonella (apple maggot) is the source of this 2509-nucleotide messenger RNA. RefSeq names its product cytochrome b5-related protein. The transcript has 6 exons. Gene Ontology annotation, cellular component: mitochondrion. Gene Ontology annotation, molecular function: heme binding. Lineage: Eukaryota; Metazoa; Arthropoda; Insecta; Diptera; Tephritidae. The record is from RefSeq and is a predicted model, not a curated record. Gene Ontology annotation, biological process: lipid metabolic process. Bases 665 to 2014 code for a protein of 449 amino acids.
CAGUAUGCCAUAAAAAAUAACAAAUCUCAAGUGGAAGAGAGUAAAAAUUGCGAUUACUGCGCUGCUUUUUUGUAACCCACAGACCGCCUGAGGUCGGUUGAUGCGCUGACAAACAAAAGCGUGCUUCGGUCAGCCGCCCAUGCUUAGUCAAUAAAGAAGAACGCAACGCGUCGCACAGAACCGAGAACUAAAGCAAAAAGCGCACAAAAAAAUAAUUCGCGUUCAACGCUCAAUCGCUUUUAAGUGUAUUAAGUGACGUAUCAGAUAAACAGAGAAAACGCCGCUCAGAAAUACGAAACGAAAGCCACUAGUUUGCGCUGAUACAUAGUGGUGAAGCGCAACUGCCACCGGUGCUACGCUGCUGCUAUCAUUGCUGUCGACCAUUGACCUUCGCGAAUUUGCAAUUCCAAUAAACUUCACACACAUACUUCAUACAUACAUACAUACAUACAUAUAUGUUAAUAUUGCCUACUCUGUCUCAUCGCUUUUGUUAGUUGGCUUCUUUUUGUUUGUUUUAAUUAAAUAAACAAAACUAAAAAUCGGAUCCGCGUUUAUAAACGUUUGCUUUAUUAUACAUAAAUAGCAGCUUGAACUGCAGUGCACCGCCAGGAUUAAGGUGUGCCUACCAUUAGUGUAUGCAAAGUGACGAAUAACGGUUUCCGCAAUGAGAAACUGUGAUGUGAGUAAUAUGACUAAGCAGGAAGACUGGAUGACAUCGAGCGUAGUGCGAAAAUAUCCAAUUUAUCGGGAUUCGUUGAUCAAGACUUGCGAAGGCUGGGUCGCUGCCAAACGAAAGGACGACGAAGCUGAAGGAUUCUGGCGUAUUAAAGAUGAGCUCUACGACUUAACCGACUUCAUCACGCGCCAUCCGGGCGGUGCCUUCUGGCUGGAAUGGACAAAGGGCACAGACAUAACCGAAGCAUUUGAAUCGCAUCACAUUUCGAAGAAACCAGAACAGAUGCUGAGCAAAUUUCACGUACGCAGUGCCGCUAAACCGCGCAAUUACAAGUUCACAUUGCACGAGAACGGCUUCUACAGGGUGCUGAAGUCACGCGUGCGCGAGAAAUUGAAGGAAGUAGAUUUUAAGCCAGCAAGGAGAACAGAUCUCAUGCACUUCGGCCUCUUGCUAUCGACUUUCGUAUUCGCAUUCGCUUGCGCCUACACCGGCUAUAUAAUAUUUGAACUCUUUGCCGGCUUGUCGCUAUCCUGGCUCACCAUUGCUACACACAACUACUUGCAUCGCAAGGACAAUUGGCAGAUGUAUACUUUCAACUUUUCGCUGAUGAACUUCUGCAAUUGGCGCGUUUUGCAUGCAAUGUCUCACCACGUCUACCCGAAUUCGUUGAACGAUCUGGAGAUGUCACUAUUUGAGCCUUGGCUUUGCUGGUGGCCAAACUCUCGCCUACACACCCAGUGGCAUCGCCUCUUCUCCGUCACCAUACAGCCCAUUGUUUAUGUGCUCAUAUUUCCAUUCCAAAUCAUUUUGAGAAUUGCAGUCACUCUCUUGCGUAGGAACAUUCUAUUUUGGCACGACGCGAUUGGCUUUACGCUCCCACUAUUCAUGCUGCUGGUGGCAAACGUACCCAUACUAACUGUACUCAGACAGUGGGUUGUUAUUGUCGGUUUGGCAAGCUUCAUUUUUGGCGUUAUCGGCUUGAAUGCCGCCCAUCACGAUCCGAAAAUCUUUCAUGACGGCGAUGCCCAACGUGAAGAUCGCGAUUGGGGUCUCUAUCAAUUGGAUACCGUUAUCGAUCGUAGCGACAUUAAGGGAUCACAAUUCUUGGUGCUGACACAUUUCGGUGAUCAUUUUUUGCAUCACCUCUUCCCCACAUUGGAUCACGGCAUUUUGCCACAACUGUAUCCGAUACUUUAUGAAACACUGGACGAGUUUAAGGCGCAGUUGCGUGAAUGCACUCACUUACAACACAUAAUUGGUCAGAAUAAGCAGCUACUGCGUACGAAGCCAAAUUCGUCACCACCGGGCAGUAGUGUGAAAGAAACUAAACGUGGUUAGGAUCAAGAAAUCGGAAUCACAAUUACUCACACUAGCGUUUUUGUACAUUAGGGUGUACCUUAAAAUAUCAGCAUCUUGGGGCAACCCACGAACGGGUCGGUUCCAGGGUUUAAAGAAUUUAUUUAUUUUUAUCGCAAAAGUUGCACAACAUCCUGACUUUGCCAAGCUAUAACUGAGCGAGUUUAUGAAUUUAUAUCAAUGAGUUUCAAUGCGCUGAGUUAUAGAUGCUCAAAAUCGAAAUUUGGUCGAAUUAUUGUGAUAAAAAAAAAUGUCAAACCCUUAAAAAUUAUCUUGUCUUUAUUUUGUACGUGGACUUAAAUAUACGGCUGCCCCGUGUUCGUACUUUAAGGGCCACCCUAUUGUACAUAACGUAGCAGUGAGCAGUGGCAAAAGGAAGAAGCUCCUAACCCUUUUGUAAUGAUUGGGUCAAAAUUACCCAAUUCUCAUGAAAAAUUUCUUUAAUUACACAGUUAGGUAAUUUUAAAUAAGCUGCGG